AUGGACUCUCAACCAACGUCCAAGGCAUUGCAUUAUCGCAUCAACACCAAUAUCUCCCAAUUACUUCAAAGAUUCGAGAAUAUAAUGGCAACAGCAACUGUCGAGAGUACUAGCCAUACUUCAACAGCAGUGGAAACAUACCAACUUGACGUUGAAUCGACUGCUUUGGUCCGCGCCGCCGAAGAUAUUCUCUCUUUAACCCGUACAAUGAAAGAAACCUGGCUCUUUGGAAAGCUCAACACUCUUGGCGAGGACGAAUCGGAUGUGAAGCGCCGAGAGGAGCUAGAGAGGGAUGCAGAUGCUAUCCAGAAGGCCAUCGAGGAAGGUGGCUUGCUGAAGCCGGCUAAAUGA
Aspergillus pseudonomiae is the source of this 351-nucleotide messenger RNA. RefSeq names its product RNA polymerase II mediator complex head subunit MED22. Gene Ontology annotation, cellular component: mediator complex. Gene Ontology annotation, molecular function: transcription coregulator activity. Gene Ontology annotation, biological process: regulation of transcription by RNA polymerase II. The record is from RefSeq and is a predicted model, not a curated record. The coding region runs from base 1 to 351 and encodes 116 amino acids. NCBI's taxonomy places the organism in Eukaryota, Fungi, Ascomycota, Eurotiomycetes, Eurotiales, Aspergillaceae. The transcript has 4 exons.